This is a messenger RNA of Alnus glutinosa, 4705 nucleotides long. RefSeq names its product disease resistance protein RPV1-like. Bases 391 to 4503 code for a protein of 1370 amino acids. NCBI's taxonomy places the organism in Eukaryota, Viridiplantae, Streptophyta, Magnoliopsida, Fagales, Betulaceae. Gene Ontology annotation, molecular function: ADP binding; protein binding. The transcript is spliced from 7 exons. Gene Ontology annotation, biological process: signal transduction; defense response. The record is from RefSeq and is a predicted model, not a curated record.
UUGGACUCAGAAAAGCACGAGCCUCGGGACCAGGGGUACACUUGAAACAAAAAAGAGGUUCCGCCAUUGCGAGUUUCGCGAAGCUUUCUUCAUCUUCAAGAGGUGGCGCACAUCAAUAAAGAUGGUAGGAAAGUGCUUGUAGCUUUCUUCAUCUUCUUUCUUCUGAUCCCUUUCUCUCUCCCUUUCCCUCCUCUGAACCGAAAUUUCUCUUUCUCGUUACCCACAAAUCCUAAUCCAACUUCUCUGCCAUCAAACCCAGAAACUGAUCAGCGUUAAACCCAUUUUGCUGGCAUCCCCACAUUUCUCACUUCUCUCCUAAUAUUACCCCACAAACCACGAUUUCUUUCCCAAACUACCCCUACCACCCCCAUCCCCCUCUAUCUACCACCCAUGGGCCAAAGCUUCAGUACUGUGAUACCACCAAGCUUGAAGAGGAAGCGGGAUCCUGAAUCGGAGGACCAAAACCAGCAGGCUCGCAAGGUUCUCGUCGUCCAAGACCCAAACAAAGAAGUCCAAUCAAACUCAACCACAAGAACCACCUCGUCAUCUUCUCAAUCUGGUUGGGAUUACGACGUCUUUCUGAGUUUCAGAGGUGAAGAUACUCGCAAGAACUUUACCGAUCACCUCUAUUCCGCCUUGAUGAGGGUCGGAAUUCGUACCUUCCGAGAUGACGAGGAACUUCAAAGAGGGGAGAACAUCUCUACCGAACUACUCAAUGCAAUUCGUGGAUCAAGGAUUUCCAUUGUGGUAUUUUCCGAAGGCUAUGCUUCUUCAAGGUGGUGCCUUGAUGAACUUGUGGAGAUAGUGUGUUGCAGGAGUACCAUAGGCCACACUCUUCUUCCGAUAUUUUAUCACGUAGACCCCUCGGAUGUCCGACAUCAGAUUGGAACUUUUGUGGAAGCCUUUGCUAGGCAUGAAAAGCGGUUUCAGACCGAUAUGGAAAGGGUGCGAAGGUGGAGAGCAGCACUUGCUGAAGCUGCAAGUUGUUCCGGUUGGGAUCUUAAUAACGUUGCAGAUGGGUAUGAAUCAAGAUUCAUUAAAGAGAUUGUUGAAGAAGUUUUGUGUAAAGUGAACCCCGCUCUCUUGAAUGUUGCCAAACACCCAAUAGGAAUGAAGUCUCGUGUUGAUGAUAUUAAAGUUUUAUUGAAUCUUGGAACAAGAGACGUUCGAGUUGUGGGCAUUUACGGAAUGGGUGGAAUAGGUAAAACAACCCUAGCAAAAGCUGUCUACAAUGAAAUAUGUGAUGCAUUUGAAGGAAAUAGCUUUCUUUCAAACCUUAAAGAAAGUUCAGAAAAGCCUGAUGGCUUAAUCCACUUACAAAAUCAACUUCUUUCUGAUAUAUUGAAAAUGAAUUCGAAGAUUGUGAAUGUUGACAGAGGAACCAAUAUAAUUCAACAUAGAAUUCAUGGAAAAAAGGUUCUUGUUAUUCUUGAUGAUGUGGAUGACUUUGGAAACAUACACAUGUUAGUCGAAAAGCACUGGCUUGGUCCAGGAAGUAGAAUCAUUAUAACAACUAGAGAUGAACAUUUGCUAACUCAAUUGGAAGUAGAUGAAAAAUAUGAAGUUGAAAUACUGAAUGAUUGGGAGUCUCUUCAGCUUUUCAAUUGGCAUGCCUUCAAGAUGACCAAUCCAAAUCCAAAUGGAGAUUACUCAAAGCUUUCGAUUGAAGCAGUGAAUUAUGCCGGAGGACUUCCAUUAGCUCUUGAGGUUUUGGGUUCUUUUCUUAAAGGAAGAAGCACUGCUGAAUGGAAAAGUGAAUUGGACAAAUUACAAAGAACUUCUCAUCCAAAGAUUCAAAAAAUACUUAGAAUAAGUUUUGAUUCAUUGGACAGAAUUAUAAAGUACAUAUUCCUUGAUAUUGCAUGUUUCCUUGUCAAUAUGGACAAAGAAUAUGUUAUCAAAAUACUUGAUGGUUGUAAUUUCUUUCCAGAGAGUGGUAUCCCUAUUCUCAUUCAAUUGUCACUUGUGACAAUUGAUUACCAAAAUAAGUUGAAGAUGCAUAAUCUAAUUCGAGAUAUGGGAAGAGAAAUUGUUUGUGAAGAAUCGCCCAAAUAUCCAGAAAAACGCAGCAGGUUGUGGUUUUACAAGGAUGUCUUAAAUGUACUACACAAACCUACGGGUUCGAAGAAAGUUGAGGGUCUCAUCUUAAAUCCCCCGCUACUUGAAGAUGUAGAACUAGAAACUAAAGCAUUUAAAAAAAUGACGAAUUUGAGAUUACUCCAAAUCAAUGAUGUUCAACUUACAGGAUCCUAUGAAUAUCUCUCCAAAGAGCUUAAAUGGCUUUGUUGGCAUAAGUGCGCUCUAAUAUCUCUUCCACGAGAUUUUCAUCUAGAGAACCUGGUUAUUCUUGAUAUGCAGCAUAGUAAAGUCAAACGAGUUUGGAAGAAGAAGAAUAAAAUUUUCAACAAGUUGAAGGUCCUUAAUCUUAGCAAUUCCAAAUAUCUCACUAGAUCACCAUAUUUCUCACAAGUCCCACAACUGGAGAUACUAGUACUUGAAGGUUGCACAAGCUUGGUUCAGGUUCAUGAUUCCAUUGGACAUCUCAAAAGACUUGUUUUAUUGAAUUUAAAGGAUUGCACAAACCUGAAGUAUCUUCCAAGAAGCAUUUUUAACUUAGAAUCUCUUGAAACUCUUGACUUAUCUGGCUGCUCAGCAUUUGAAAAAUUACCGAAUCAACAACCAUCUUCCUUUGGUUUUUUCAUGAAUCUCAAAAUUGCAUCAUUUUCUGGAUGUAGCUGUCUCACCAAAUUACCAAACUUCUUACAAUCCCCACAUCUAGAAAGGCUAGUACUUGAAGGUUGUAAAAGCUUGGUUGAGAUUCACGAGUCUAUUGGACUUCUAAAAAGACUUGUUUUGUUGAAUUUACAAAGGUGUGAGAAGCUUAGGAAUCUUCCAAAUAGUAUUUCAAACUUAGAAUCUCUUGAAACACUCGACUUGGGGGAUUGCUAUAAUUUUGAGAAUUUACCGGAACAAUUAGGGAAUAUGACGGCUUUAAAAAAGCUAGUGCUGAACUUCACUGCUAUUAAGCAACUACCAUCCUCCUUUAGGCUUUUGGAGAAUACCAAAAAUGUAAGUUUUUUUGGAUGUCAAUAUCUUAUCGAAUCACCAGAGUUCUCACGAACCUCACAUCUAGAGGAUUUGACAUUUGUAGGUUGUACAAGCUUAGUUAAGAUUCACGAGUCCAUUGGACAUCUAAAAGGACUUAAAUUACUAAAUUUAGGAGGGUGCAAGAAGCUUAGGGGUCUUCCAAUUAGUAGCACUUCUAACUUAAAAUCUCUUCAAAGUCUUAUAUUGACUGGCUGCUCAAAACUCGACAAGUUACCUGAACAAUGGGGGAAUAUGAUGGCUUUAAGCAAGUUGGAGGCACACGGAACUGCUAUUGAGCAAAUACCAUUGUCCUUGGGUCUUUUGAGUAGUCUCAGUGUUUUAACAUUACCUGGAUGUGGAGGACUGAUAUCAUCCAAAAGCUCCAACUGCAUAAGUUUGUUAUCCAUUUCUGAAUUAUGUUCAUUGACAACACUAGAUCUCAGUUGCCACAAUUUGUCUGAAGCCGAGAUCCCCAUUGAAUUUGGAUAUUUAUCUUCACUCGAAGAAUUGAAUUUAUCAAGAAACAAUUUUCGUAACCUACCUAGUUGCAUCAGCCGCCUUUCUAAAUUACAGGAAUUGAUUUUGAACGAGUGUACUACACUUCAAUCAAUUUCACUUCCUAGAAGUGUAAUAUUUUUGGGAGCAAAUGGCUGCACAUCAUUGGAAAGAAUCUUAGUUCUGACGAAUGAGAGUUCAGGAUCUUCUGACCAUGAUAAUCUCAACAACUGGCAGAAGUCCGCAAAAAUUGGACUUGAUAAUUGCCACAAACUGGUUGAGAUUCAAAAUUUGGAGAGUUUGCUAUGUUUACCUGGUUAUAUUAGCAUGGGAAACUGCACCAAUCUAUCAUCUGGUUUUAGGGAGAGUGUUCUCCCGUAUCUUCUCAAGACGAUGUGCGAGACAGACUAUAAUCAAGAUCCUUUCGUUUUCCUCCCCGGAAGUGAGAUUCCAAAUUGGAUUAGCCAUCAAGCAAUCGGUUCUUCAAUAUCCUUUCGUGUACCUCCGUUAUUGGCAGGUAAAAUCAGCAAGGUGCUUUUCUGCAUUGUUUGUGCAGUAAACAAGAAAGCAGUCUCAGGCAGUAUAAUACCCCAAGGGGGUUCGUUGAGAUGGAAAUGGAGAUUUUGUAAUAAAAGUUCAAGAGACCAGUCCAACAACUGGGAUGACUGGGAAAUAGUGCCACAUACUUGGGUUGUACCAGAUUUUGAUAUCUUUGAAGAUCAUAUACAUGCAUUAAAGAUGACUGACUCUGUGUGGAUAGAACGACUUCAGAUGAAAAGUGGAGAUGAAAUAGAGUUCGCCGUCGAUCUACAAGUGCGGCGCCAAGGAAUUAAUAUUCCAUUUUAUAACUCAAAAAAGUGUGAAAUUGAUUCGCAAAUUAUGGAAGUGAAGAGGUGUGGAAUCCAUCUGUGGAAUCUAUGAGCAAUUCUAGAUAAUUUUGCAAAAUUCCACCCCAAAUAUAUGACAGUCGUGGCGGAUAAAAAAACAAAUAGGUGAAAUGCAUGAGAAACCGUUUCCUACUGUCACUGAAAUUCCCUCACUCACAGACGACAUAUGUAUGCCUUAUGCAGCUGCCACGCAAUCAUUCCUCCACCGAGCCAAAGUUGCUUGCAAAGAACUCAAG